UCAUUCAUCGUCUAAACGUCAAUUUUGUUGCAAACAUGAAAGUAAUCGCAAAGAAAUUGCUGAAUUAUAUUGCCCAAACUGUGUGUUAGCAUUUUACGUACGUUUUAUUAGAUUUUGUGUAUGCUGCUGCUGAUAGAAUCUAUUUGUUUAUGAAUUAAUUCAUGUAUUAUUGUAAUGGCUUACACUGAGAAGGUGUCCCUUAGUGGAACCGCGCUGUCGUUUUUGCUAUACGAAUGCGUGAAUUCCGUCAAUAGUCAGGAGGGGUUUCUUAUUGGAGAUGUGACCUCAGUAAUAACUAACCAUAUAUCAGAUUCACAAAGUGAUAAUGCUCGCCUGGACACUCAAAUAGUAAUCCGAACAGUAUUACCAUUACCUUCAGUUGCUCUAUUUUAUUUACCUACAGGAAGGAUAAAAGAGGAUGUCUUAUCUGGACUAUUAUCUGACAACGCUAGUGAGAUUGUAGGGUGGUACAAAUAUAGAAAAAAUACGAACAUAAAACCAACUUUUAGAGACAAAUUAAUAUCAAAAGGUUUGCAAAAAUACUUUGAAAAGUACCAUGGAAAAAAAAAUUUUGUUACAUGCAAUUUGUCCAACAAAAUGUCAUCAACGGGAUCAACACAUACAUUUACAUACCGAUUUGGCAAAAUAAAUUGCUUUGACAUGUAUGAGUAUAUUGAAGAUGUGACAGCUAACCUGGGAGAAAAGCUCACUGGUUAUAAGAAAGCUAAUCGAAUUUCAGCAAAUAGUGUCUUCAAUAAAAUCAUUAAUGAAAGUAAUGUUCAAAGCAAGAACACUAGUGAUGCUAUUUUCCGUAUUCAAGAAGCUGUUGAUGUGAGACUAAUGAAAGAAGCUAAGUUAGCUGCAAAAAAUGAAAGUACAAUUAGAGAGUUGGAAGCUGAAAUAAGACAAAUGAGUGCUAUUUUGUCUGAAAAACAAUCUAUAGAUCUUCAAGCUGAAUAUAUCAAGUUGGUUGAAGAGAAAUUUGUGACAAGAGAAGUUGAAAUGGCAGAAGCUUGUGUAAAAGCUUUAGAAACUGCACCUGAUGUAGAUAUUUUAAAUGUCCCAAAUAUUCUUAUGAAUAGCAAUCAUCAAUCGGUCUGUGAAAAUUCAGUUCUGUUGGCUGAAGAUGACUCAAAUGACCGAAGUCCUAGCCCUGUUCUGCCUUCAACUUCCACUAAACCAGUUUUAAAUUAUGCUGCAGCAUUAAAAAAUAAAUCCGAAAUACCAUCAACAAGUAAAGCAAAUGUCUUUGAUGAAGAUCUAAUCACUUUCGAUGUUGAAGACAAACAUAUGAAGAGUCCUAUCCUUGUAAUAAAUGAUGAUGUCAAGGUAAAAUGUUUGGGUGACAGUUCACCUGAAUACUGACAAGUGCCUUAAAUUGUGGAAUAAUUAUUUGUUACCAUAUUAAGUUAAAACAUAAUUGUAUUACCAUUUUUUUUAUAAAUACUCAUUCUUACAUUGUUACUUAAUAGGAAUAUUUUUUUCAUAUUUACAACCAUAAAAGAACUGCAGAUAUUAUAAUCAGUGCUACAUUUCAGUAUAAUAUAAACAGAAAAUUAUUUAAUCUUUCAUAAUAAAGUCGUCUUCAAGUGAAUGCACCCUAUUUUGAGCAGAAUGUAAUUUCCAAUCUCAUGUAAAGGUCAGGCUGCAUUUGAUCGGCUGAACGGUACUUACUAUACAACGACGCUUACUGCGCCGCCGGCCACCCUACAAAUUUUAAAAAUAGUAUCUUGACGGUACGGACUUGUGUGCGCACAAAUGCGGCUCGACUUUAAAUCCACUGGGUGUGUUUACAAUUUUGUAUAUUGUGUAAUUAUUUCAUUUGUUUUCUUCACCCAUAACAUAAUUACUAUUAUGAACUGUCCAGUUAAAUGAAAGAUCGUACAAAUUUGGUUUCUCAUAGAUUUAUUCUAGGUAUGUUUUGGGUUCAAUUCUUUUUAACUUUUGACUGAGACAAGGGUUGACAAAAUAAUAAAAAGCUCAACUAUUAAAAUUACCCAAUAUUUGAGAUGGUAAUUUAGAUACUGCCCCUAAAAAUGCUCUACCUCUAACUUAUCUCCCCCUAUUAAAAUACCCGCGCUUACCUCAAGGAUUGCUUAUGGAUUUUGUAAUUAAAAAAAAAGUGGUAAUAAAGUAAUGGCGCAUAACUGAGUAGGUUCCUGCAGUAGUGGAGCAGUAAGGAGGUGACAUAUCUAACAGAACUGUCAAGGCAUAUAAUUAUGUCAGUGGGUCUACUAGAUAGCAUGCACUGGCAUGCACAUUUUAAGCGCAAACCAGUCGAAAGUGGUCGUAAGGCCUAUUUUUGUAUGGAGUUAAGACGGAUUCGAUUUUCGAUUCGAUCAAAAAGUGCAACUUGUCUAGGGGGGCAGAAGUCCUCAUUGACAUAACAAAACCACGGCCGCACUGCCAGGAACUCACUCCGCUAUGCCCCAUAACUGUAGGGAUAUUACUGAAUUGUAUACUGAUACAGGAUUUAAUAUUUUUGUCAUCAGUUUCUUGUAGAAUUCUAUAAUGGGGUAAUCAAAUCAAUAUAAAAUAUCUUGUACAGAAUAUUUUUAUAAUAGUAAAUAAGCAUUAUUUCAUUCAUAAUACUUAAAAGAAAAGUUUUCUUUAAUAUGUAGAAACAAAUUACGUUUUGGGUUAAAUAAAACCACUAUAAACUUUAAA
Ostrinia nubilalis (European corn borer) is the source of this 2667-nucleotide messenger RNA. RefSeq names its product BRISC complex subunit FAM175B-like. Lineage: Eukaryota; Metazoa; Arthropoda; Insecta; Lepidoptera; Crambidae. Bases 175 to 1365 code for a protein of 396 amino acids. The transcript is spliced from 3 exons. Gene Ontology annotation, cellular component: nucleus. Gene Ontology annotation, molecular function: polyubiquitin modification-dependent protein binding; microtubule binding. Gene Ontology annotation, biological process: protein K63-linked deubiquitination; attachment of spindle microtubules to kinetochore; mitotic spindle assembly. The record is from RefSeq and is a predicted model, not a curated record.